Messenger RNA from Letharia columbiana, 2523 nucleotides. RefSeq lists its product as uncharacterized. The transcript is spliced from 3 exons. The record is from RefSeq and is a predicted model, not a curated record. Gene Ontology annotation, molecular function: mRNA binding. Gene Ontology annotation, cellular component: cytoplasm; ribonucleoprotein complex; nucleus. NCBI's taxonomy places the organism in Eukaryota, Fungi, Ascomycota, Lecanoromycetes, Lecanorales, Parmeliaceae. The coding region runs from base 1 to 2523 and encodes 840 amino acids.
AUGGAGUCUUCGAGAAUAUUUGUCAAGGGUCUCCCCCCAAAUCUGAGUGCUGAUGACUUCAAGCGGCACUUCUCGAAGCAGUCUGCAAUCACAGAUGCAAAAUUCAUACCUCAUAGGCGCAUUGGAUAUGUGGGUUAUAAGACGCCUGAAGAUGCUGCAAAAGCAGUCAAAUAUCACAACAAAUCCUUCGUCCGUAUGUCAAAGAUUGGCGUCGAGCUCGCUCGUUCGGUCAAAGAUCAGUAUGCCCUGGGACCAGGCAUCAAUUCCGCCAACAGUAGCAAGAGAGAGCACGCAGAAUCUCAGGAGCAGAGUCUAACGGAUACUAACAGCGUUGAGAAAAAGAAGCGAAAACGUCAAGGUCCAGCAGAAGAUGGAGGCAAACCCAAGCUACGGGAAUUCCUCGAAGUGAUGCAACCGCCCUCCAGGUCAAAAAUUUGGGAAAACCAAGAUGCCGCAAUGUCGCAAGUCUCUGCACGGCCUAGUUCAAAAGCUGAAAAUACGGUGACACGAGAAGCUCAAAGCGAUGAGGUUUACGACCACGUGCCAAAAAAAAGGAAGAAAAAAGGGAAAAGUGAGGACGAAAAUGUGAUGCCUGCUGAGCCUCCAGCAUCAGUGGAUUUGCCUAGCAUGGAUGCGAGGACAGUCCCAAGUGUUUGUGACCUCUCCCAAGAAGCUACACAGGAGCCAUUGGCCAAAUCGUUAGCAGCCUCAGACGCUGACUGGCUUCGAUCACGGACUAGCAGAUUGCUCGGGUUGGUGGACGACGAUGACGUGCAACCUACAGUGCUGCCAGAGGACGCUCCAACAGAGAAGAUAGGCCUAUAUGAGUUUCCAGAGCUGGUCAAAGAGGGAAGUGUAUCCGGUGCAAGUUUCCAGACCGACGAGGGAUUAGAGGUCGAAGGAGCCGCACUUGACGAUAAAGCUGCUGGUAAUGGAAGGCUAUUUGUGCGGAACCUCACGUACACAACUACCGAGGAAGACCUACGGAAGCAUUUUGAGAACGGAGGUCGCGGGACUAUUGAAGAGGUGCACCUUCCUAUUGAUUCACGGUCUGGCAAAAAUAAGGGGUUUGCCCACGUUCAGUAUACAGAACCGGUAGCAGCUACGAAGGCGCUUCACAUCCUGGACCGAAAACCUUUCCAAGGCCGUUUACUGCAUUUGAUGCCAGGCAACCCAAAGAGAGAGACUGCUUUAGAUGAAUUUGCUAUUUCAAAGCUGCCACUAAAGAAACAACAACAAAUCAAGCGCAAAGCUGAUGCGGCUUCUUCUACCUUCAAUUGGAACUCAAUGUAUAUGAAUUCUAAUGCUAUCAUGUCAUCGAUCUCUGAUCGACUUGGCGUAGCAAAAUCCGAAUUGUUGGAUCCAACUUGCUCAGACACUGCAGUCAAGCAAGCACAGGCUGAAACCCAUAUUAUACAAGAGACUAAAUCUUACUUCACGAAUCAUGGUGUAGAUCUAGAAGCCUUCAAGAAAAAAGAGCGUGGGGAUACCGCAAUCCUGGUCAAAAACUUUUCCUAUGGUACAAAGUCAGAAGAGCUGAAGAAGCUUUUCGAAGCUCACGGCCAAACAAAGAAAUUACUAAUGCCGCCAUCUGGCACCAUUGCUAUUGUGGAGUAUGACCAGUCUGAUCAUGCACGAUCAGCAUUCGCCAGUCUAGCUUAUAGGAAGUUUAAGGAUUCCGUAUUAUUUCUCGAGAAAGCGCCCAAAAAUCUAUUCCAAGAUGUGCAGGGCCUACCAGACAGCCGGGUAGAUGAAUCUGCAAAUUCUCAGGGUGCGAAGCCUUCCUCGACGGAAUUGCUGGAAAGCAAGGAUGCUCCUGGAUCCGCCCAUACGUCGACACUCUUCGUCCGUAAUCUCAACUUUUCGACUACUACAGAACGCUUGCGUGAGGUCUUUCAGCCUCUCGAGGGCUUCAUGUCGGCUAAGGUGAAGACCAAGCCCGACCCGAAGAAGCCAGGGCAGCUUUUGAGCAUGGGGUUUGGAUUCCUCGAAUUUCGUUCCAAGAGCAAUGCCCAAGCAGCUCUCGCAGCUAUGGACGGUUACAGGCUUGAUAGUUACGAGCUCCUCAUUAGAGCGUCGCAUAAGGCUAUAGAUGCGGCGGAAGAGCGUAGGAAGGAAGACCAGGCCAAGAAGAUGGCGGCCAGAAACACCAAGAUCAUCAUCAAAAAUCUGCCGUUUGAAGCUUCCAAAAAAGAUGUCCGAUCACUAUUUGGAUCUUACGGCCAGCUGCGAUCUGUUCGAGUACCCAAGAAGUUUGAUAGCUCUACGCGGGGCUUUGCUUUUGCAGAUUUCGUCACGGCCAGAGAAGCUGAAAACGCAAUUGACGCAUUGAGAGAUACGCACUUACUGGGUAGAAAAUUGGUUUUAGACUUUGCUGCUGAGGACGCUGUCGAUCCUGAGCAAGAAAUUGAGAGGAUGCAGCAAAGAGUCGGUAAACAAGCCGAUAAGGUUGCAUUGCAGAGAUUGACAGGUUCGGGCCGAAAGAAGUUCCAUGUCGAAGGAGGCGACGACGAUCAAGAUUGA